Messenger RNA from Lodderomyces beijingensis, 1026 nucleotides. The record is from the annotation of a GenBank genome assembly. NCBI's taxonomy places the organism in Eukaryota, Fungi, Ascomycota, Pichiomycetes, Serinales, Debaryomycetaceae.
AUGCCAAAGACGGUUUUUCUUUCAGGAGCAACUGGGUACAUCGCCCAGCACGUCUUGAAGCAACUACUCGAGAAAGGGUACCGUGUAAUUGGGUCGGUGAGGUCGGAAGCUAAAGGAGAAAACUUGAAGCAGCUUACAAAACAAUCGCCCAAUUUCAGUUAUGUCGUGAUCCCAAACAUUGCCGAUCCCGGCGCCUUUGACAAACCGUUACAGGACCACCCGGAAAUCAGUGUUUUCCUCCAUACUGCAUCACCCGUUGACUUUGAUCUCGAAGCCAAGGAUUUCGAAGCAAAAGUGUUGAAGCCAGCAAUCGACGGCACAAAGAGCGUGUUGUCUGCAAUCAAGAGCUAUGGUAAGAACAUCGAGCACUUGGUGGUGACCUCGUCGGUUAUUUCCGUCAUCAACAUUACUGGCACGGGUCCACCGACGCGGGAAUAUAACGAAGAGUCAUGGAACCCCAUUACCUGGGAGGAGAGUUUCAAGGACUCGUACGCGGCGUAUGGCGGCGCAAAGACUUUUGCGGAGCGUGAAGUGUGGAACUUUGUCGAUGCCGAACAGCCCAGCUUCACAGUGACAACCAUCCAGCCAACAUAUGUCUGUGGACCACAGGCUUUUGAGGUGAAGAAUAAACUCGCGUUGAAUUUCUCCGCGGAAAUCGUCAAUAAGCUUUUGAGGUUGAAGGCUGGUGAUGAGAUCCCCGAGUUUUACGGGGAUUAUAUCGACGUCAGAGACACUGCAAAAGCCCACAUUUUUGCCUUUGAAAAUUCAGAACGUGCAAACGGACACAGAUUGAUUCUUCAAGAUUGCUUGUUCUCUAAUGAAUUGCUUGUUGACCUUAUCAAUAAAAACUUCCCACUGUUAAAUUUGCCAAAAGCCGAUUUGGCCAAAGGUGAAAAAUAUGUCGAGGAAAAAGCAUUGAGACUUGACGUCAGCAAGACGAGAAAGAUCUUGGAUUUCGAUUUCAUCCCUUUGGAGCAAAGUAUUAUUGACUCUGUCCAGCAAGUUCUUGACACUCCGGAUGCUUGA